This is a messenger RNA of Anas platyrhynchos (mallard), 588 nucleotides long. RefSeq names its product olfactory receptor 14C36-like. Gene Ontology annotation, cellular component: membrane. The record is from RefSeq and is a predicted model, not a curated record. Gene Ontology annotation, molecular function: olfactory receptor activity; G protein-coupled receptor activity. Gene Ontology annotation, biological process: G protein-coupled receptor signaling pathway. Lineage: Eukaryota; Metazoa; Chordata; Aves; Anseriformes; Anatidae.
AUGGCCUACGACUGCUACGUGGCCAUCUGCAAGCCCCUGCACUACGGGACCCUCCUGGGCAGCAGAGCUUGUGCCAAGAUGGCAGCAGCUGCCUGGGGCAGUGGCUUUCUUGAUGCUGUCCUGCACACAGUUAAUACAUUUUCUCUGCCCCUCUGCCGAGGUAAUGAGCUUGAUCAGUUCUUCUGUGAGCUUCCUCAAAUCCUCAAGCUGUCCUGCUCAGAGUCAUUCCUCAGGGAGGUUGGGCUCAUUGUAGUUAGUAUCUGUUUAGCAUUUGGCUGUUUUGUUUUCAUUGUGCUGUCCUAUCUGCAGAUUUUCAGGGCCGUGCUGAAGAUCCCCUCUGAGCAGAGCCAGCACAAAGUCUUUUCCACGUGCCUCCCUCACCUUGCAGUGGUCUCCCUAUUUAUCAGCACUGGCAUGUUUGCUUACCUGAAGCCCCCCUCCAUCUCCUCCCCAUCCCUGAACCUGGUUGUGGCAGUUCUGUACUCAGUGGUUCCUGCAGCCAUGAAUCCCCUCAUCUACAGCAUGAGAAACAAGGAGCUUAAGGAUGCAUUGAGGAAACUCUUUGGAUAUAUGUUUCUUCACCAUUAA